AUGUCCUCAACGCUCCUCAUCCACCACCUCAACGACUCGCGCUCCCAGCGGAUUCUCUGGCUCGUGGAGGAGCUUGGCGUCCCAUAUGAGGUCAAGAGAUACGAACGCGGCGCGGAUCGUCUCGCGCCCAAGGAGCUUAAGGAGGUCAACCCACUCGGCGGCGCGCCAGUGAUCACCGACGGAGGGCGGAAUCUGCCUGAGAGCGGGGCGAUCGUGGAGUACAUCAUCUCCAAGUACGGCGAAGGGCGCGCGCAGCCUCCCGAAGCCGGCAUGCUCGAUAACCUCUACUUCACCCACUACUCCGAGGCGUCCCUGAUGCCGAUGCUCGUACAGCAGCUUAUAUUCAAGAUGAUCCCCGCCCAGGCGCCCUUCCUCAUCCGCCCGCUCCUCAACGCGAUCUUCAACAAGAUCAGCGCGGGGUUCAUCGAGCCGCGCCUCAAGCUGCACGCGGACAUGAUCGAGAAGCACCUGGAGAAGUGCGGGGACUGGAUCGCGGGCGGCAGCGAGCCGACGGCGGCGGACUACAUGAUGGUGUUCUGCUUGGAGGCGUGGGGGAACUCGUCGCCGUUCCUGCUCGGGCCGAAGACGAAGGCGUACGUGAACCGCGCGCAUGCGAGACCGGCGUACAAGCGGGCGCUCGAGAAGGGCGGAGAGUACAAGUACGCUGGGGAUCUGUAG
Molecule: messenger RNA, 678 nt
Organism: Epithele typhae
Lineage: Eukaryota; Fungi; Basidiomycota; Agaricomycetes; Polyporales; Epitheliaceae
Product: thioredoxin-like protein
Exons: 7
Coding region: 1-678 (225 amino acids)
Source: RefSeq, a predicted model, not a curated record